Molecule: messenger RNA, 1915 nt
Organism: Myripristis murdjan (pinecone soldierfish)
Lineage: Eukaryota; Metazoa; Chordata; Actinopteri; Holocentriformes; Holocentridae
Gene: ctu1
Product: cytosolic thiouridylase subunit 1 homolog (S. pombe)
Exons: 3
Coding region: 207-1241 (344 amino acids)
Biological process (GO): tRNA wobble position uridine thiolation
Cellular component (GO): mitochondrion; cytosolic tRNA wobble base thiouridylase complex
Molecular function (GO): tRNA binding
Source: RefSeq, a predicted model, not a curated record
GUAGGUAGAUUACGAGCGAGAAUCGGUGACGUCACUUCCUGUUUUGCCGGUCGUCGAGGAGCAGCUUCGUGCUAGCUAACCGCUCGGGAUAGCUGACAGAGUCGAAUAAGACACUCUAUUUAUAUAAGAAAGUUAAUUUGUGAUUUAGCUCAUGUAGUGCUUGACAUUUGGAGUCCAGACUUCGUAUUCUCGGAAAAUUUGUCAGGAUGCCUGUCCAGUGCAGCAGUUGUGGUGAGAGGCGCGCUAUGCUGAAACGUCCCAAGACGGGCCACUCACUCUGUAAGGAAUGCUUCUUCUGGGCCUUCGAGGAGGAGGUGCAUCAGACGAUUGUGGCGGCGCAGCUCUUCAAACCUGGAGAGACUGUGGGCAUUGGAGCUUCUGGUGGCAAGGACUCCACUGUGCUGGCGCACGUGAUGAAGGUUUUAAAUGAGCGUUACAACUAUGGCCUUAAACUCAUUCUGAUCUCCGUGGAUGAGGGGAUCACAGGUUACCGUGACGACUCCUUGGAGACGGUGAAGAGGAACCAGCAACAGUAUGACCUGCCGCUGAAGAUUGUGUCUUAUGAGGAGCUGUACGGCUGGACUAUGGAUGCUAUAGUGAAGCAGGUUGGGCUGAAAAACAACUGCACUUUCUGUGGAGUGUUCAGAAGGCAGGCGCUGGACAGAGGAGCCUUGAUGCUCAAAGUGGACAAGAUAUGUACAGGUCACAACGCUGACGAUGUGGCAGAGACAGUUUUGAUGAACGUCUUGCGAGGUGACAUCGCCCGCCUUCGCCGCUGCACUGCCAUCUCCACAGCCAGCGAGGGUGAAGGGGUUGUGCCACGCUGCAAGCCCCUGAAAUACGCCUAUGAAAAAGAGAUUGUGCUCUACGCUUACUUCAAAAAGCUGGAUUACUUUUCCACAGAGUGCAUCUACUCUCCUAACGCCUACCGUGGGUAUGCGCGGACCUUCCUAAAGGACCUCGAGAGUGUGCGGCCCAGCACCAUCAUGGACAUCAUCCACUCUGGGGAGAACCUGUCGGUGCGGGAGGGGGUGAAGAUGCCUGUGCAGGGCACCUGUAGCCGAUGUGGGUAUAUCUCCAGCCAGGCCCUCUGUAAGUCCUGUGUGUUACUGGAGGGGCUGAACCGCGGCCUGCCAAAGCUGGGCAUCGGGAAACACCACCGCCUGCAUGACAAAAUCCUCACCAAGCAGCCUCUUACAGAAGCAGAGGAGAGGAAGCUCAGGAAGUCUGUAGAUUUCUGAAAAUUAUCAGGAGCUUUUUUAUUCACUGUUGUGGGCAAUUAGGACAUCACGUCUGACACUGAUUAAACAUUUAGUUUGUAGAACAUCUUUCCUGGUAUUAUGACAAUUGUUUUCUUUGUUUUAAUUGGCUUUCUAUACCAGUGGUUUUGAUGCUGGGGUUACGUUUUAGUCUCACAUUUUUUAAUCAUUUUGACAGUGUUCAAGUAUGACAUCUAAACAAUUUAAUGCUUAACACAUACCAAAUCAUCUUCUCAUAACAGGGUCCCAACGGCAAAAUCAAUUCAAAUAGGGUCUGCUGAUUAAUGAAAGUCAUGACGGGGGUCCGAAACAUGAAAGGUUUGAAAACCCCUUUUCUAUGCAACACAACACACACAAAGACUGAAGAAACUCAAGCAUAGUUGUAUGCAUAUUGUCUCAACAUGAGGUUAUUCAUACUCUAUUUAAUAUAUUAUUGAACCAAGUGAUUGUACAUCAUAUUUGGGUUUACUUAAUUACUGCACACUGAAUUGUGUAUGCCUACCUUUUAAUCCUCUUUUUGUGACAACAUUCUACAUUUUGCUACCUCCACUUUCCCAGUCUGCUCAUUUCAGGGAAAGGUCUAUUGUGGAAUAAUAUGUUCACAAUGCAAGAUGCUCUAUGUACUAUAUAUUGCAAUAAACAUAUGUUGUCCUACA